Messenger RNA from Arachis duranensis, 1051 nucleotides. RefSeq lists its product as uncharacterized. The record is from RefSeq and is a predicted model, not a curated record. The transcript is spliced from 4 exons. The coding region runs from base 102 to 905 and encodes 267 amino acids. NCBI's taxonomy places the organism in Eukaryota, Viridiplantae, Streptophyta, Magnoliopsida, Fabales, Fabaceae.
GUCAAACAAAUUCAAAACGCAAAGUUUUGGAGCUCGAAACCCCAACUCUGCUGAGAUUGCUCAAGGGAAAGUGUGGCGCUGCUGCCACCUUCACCGGAAGAAUGCCGUCUGAAGAAUCGAAGCAGGUAAAGAAAGAGGACGCCAACCACAGCAACAAUAAGAGUUCUUCGUCUUCCAAAAAAGCCACAACCUCCAAGCUUCAAAAUGUGAAGAAAGAAGAUUCUGACAAUGAUUCUUCUUUCAAACCCCUCAAGCCCAAGCCUUCCGCUGCUGUGUCUCGCUCCAAACCCAAGAAGGAAGAGUACUCCGACGACGACGACGACGUGCCCAUUGCCAAAAGAGCUUCCAACAAUUCCAAGGAAGUAGUGAAGAAAAGGAAGAAGGUCAAGGAGGAAGAAACUAAGAAGACAAAGAAGAAAGGGGAAGAUGCUGCUGCUUCUUCUGCUUCACAGCAGCAACAGGAGAAGAAGAAGAGAGCGAAAAAGGUGUAUGAUUUACCUGGCCAGAAACGAGAUCCACCUGAGGAGAAAGAUCCUCUCAGGAUUUUCUAUGAGAGUUUAUAUGAGCAAGUUCCGACAAGCGAAAUGUCACAAGUCUGGUUGAUGGAGUCAGGCUUACUUCCUAAAGAGGUGGCAAUGAAAAUAUUUGAAAAGAAGCAAAAGAAAGCUCUGCAGCCGAAGCUCACUUCUCCGGUUAAAGCUGUAGCAUCAGCAAAGGGAAGCACACGAUCCGUCACGGUCAAGAAGAAAAGCCCAACCUCCCCUGUACCUUCUGCUAAGAAGAAGACCCCAAACUCCACAAGGAAGCAGUCCAAGAAGCGGAAAGCGGAGGAUGCAAGCUCUGAGGAUGACUCUGACGAUGACUAUAUUUUGUCUUCUAAGGCUAAGAAAUUGAAAACAAAUUAAUUGUGCUCUAGUUGAAUUUUAUCCAAUUCUUACUUAGUUGUACCACCAUUGAUUAGGUUAAUCUCAGACUUGUAAGGUAUUCGAGUGGAUGAUGUUAUAUAUGACUUCGUAGAAGCAUUCAUAUGUGAAGGAUUUCUUAACUGUCA